Molecule: messenger RNA, 1212 nt
Organism: Nannochloropsis gaditana CCMP526
Product: sentrin-specific protease 7
Exons: 1
Biological process (GO): protein desumoylation
Cellular component (GO): nucleus; cytoplasm
Molecular function (GO): SUMO-specific endopeptidase activity
Source: RefSeq, a predicted model, not a curated record
AGAAUGUGGACCUGUUCAGUAAGAAAAUGGUGCUUGUCCCUAUCAACGAGGCCUUGCACUGGAGCCUGGCCGUUCUCUGCAAUCUUGAUCGGGUUCAAUCUCUUGUGGAUCCCGCGACCGAGCCAUUAACAGCUGAUGACGAGGGGAAAGCUCCGAUCGAGACGCCUGUGCACAAAAAAUCGAAACGCAAGCGCCUUCGCAAGUCGGCCACGAUGGAAGGGGAGAACGCGUCGUGGUUGAAGGAGAAACAUUUGGAUAGGUGGGGGGAAGGAGAGGGAGGUGAUCGCGUUGUGGACGUGGGAGUGCAAGAGAGUCAGGAGCCAGGGGAUCCGCCAGUGGUCGUAAGUCUUGGCCGAAAAAAGAAAAAGUGGCUGUCGACAAGGCCACAGUCAGCCGCUGACUCAGGAUCUGGGCUCUUAGUGGAGGCGAGAGCGGCGGGAGGGCGACAGGGGGAACACGUCGUGGGGAGGGAGAGCAAAGACCAGACAAAACAUGGUGCGAUGGAUGUUGGUGAGCCUUGGAGUGGGGAUUCCUCUCAAAGCAAGGAGGAGAAGGAGGGCGAUCGGUGCCCUCAGGAAGAAGGGGAUAGCCUGGACUUGACCAUAGGCGACGUGCUGGCCGCGGAUGAACUCGGGGUGGGGAGUAUGGAAUCGUCGCAUGAAAUGGAGGAGAAGCCGGAGACAGGAGGAAAGAGUGCGAGAUGGGAAGGAAGAAGGGGCAGUGGCGAGGAACAGGGUUUGGACAGGGGACGUGAUGGAAAAACCGACGUGGAAGAUGGCAGAAAAGAUGUUGUGGACGUGGGAAGCAGGCCUUGCCUGGUGUUCAUGGACUCGUUGAGCGCGCACCGGGCGGAUAAAAUCCACACGGCGCUCUUGAACUACCUGAAGGUGGAAUGGAAGCGUCGAAAAGCACCAGGCGAUGGACCUUCGCCUUUCUUGAGCAAGGAGACUUUCCCAGUCAUCAAACCACGGGUGCCAACACAGGACAACAGCUGUGACUGCGGCGUGUUCAUUUUGAAGUACGGCGAGAUGAUGCUCGCAGACGUCCUUCCUACCCUAGCGCGUUGGACCAAGCGAGCUCUGGCAUGUCGAUUGCGGGAUUUUAUCAGGGCGGACGUCUUCAGUCAAGAGGACGUUGACGGCCUGCGAAAAACGUUGCAAGCACGCUUUCAAGAAUUGGAGGUGAAGUAUGGGGAGCAAGGAGAAAAGGGAG